UCUGAGCAUCUGUCAGAAUUUUUCAAACAAGUGAAGCUUUGGAAUCGUUAUUGUAUGUGGUUUUGGCGCCGCUCGCGCGGUACUUUACAUUUUUGAGGAUAAUCUCAAAUUCUCAAAGUGACAUCUUAUCAACAAAGUUUUAGGAGCGCUGCCGUCAUUAACCGAUGGCUCGAGGCAAAAGGAAAUCAGGAGUGGGUAGUACUCCUGGCGCCAAAGGUGGUGGAGAUACUUCCAAAAAUGUAGCGCCUCCCCCUGAGAAAGAUGACGAAGAAGAUAUGCCUCCCCCGGAGGAAGUUUACUAUUCAGACGAAGAAGGAGCAACACGCGUAGGUGAUAUAUACAUUCCUCCUCCAAUCAAACCUCAUUGUUCAACAGAGAGUAAGGGCCCGCGGCUGAUCAUUAAAAAGAUUGAAAACGAGAACUUUAAGAGUUACGCCGGGAAGGUUGUACUUGGUCCCUUUCAUCAUCGCUUUACAGCGAUCAUUGGACCCAAUGGAAGUGGGAAGAGUAACGUUAUCGAUUCCAUGUUGUUCGUGUUCGGUUACAGAGCGCAGAAAAUCCGAUGCAAGAAGCUGUCCGUCCUACUGCACAACUCCGCAAAGCACAGCAACAUCCAGAUGUGUUCGGUGGCGGUGCACUUCAAACAGAUCCUUGAUCUACCCGAUGGGAAAUUCGAAGAGAUCGAAGGCAGUGAAAUCGUUAUAGCAAGAACUGCAUUCCGCGACAAUACAUCAUAUUAUACGGUGAACGGGCGUCGAGUACAGUUCAAGGAAGUUUCCAAAUUGCUGAAACAGCACGGGGUCGAUCUCGAUCAUAAUCGGUUUUUAAUUUUGCAGGGAGAAGUGGAAUCAAUUUCCCUGAUGAAGCCGAAAGCGCAAGGCGAAAACGAAUGCGGAAUGCUGGAGUAUUUAGAGGAUAUCAUCGGGACCAAUCGAUAUAAAGAACCCUUGACCAAGAUUAACGAUAGAGUGGAAAAGCUAACAGAAGAACGUACGGAAAAGCACAACCGAUGCAAAUUGGCCGAGCGUGAAAUGAAAGAUCUGGAGCAACCAUUUAACGAAGCUGUUGAGUACCUGAAGCUGGAAAAUGCUUUGACAAGAACCAAAAACCUCCAAAUUCAAAAAUACUUGAGCGAACAAAAUAAGAAAUUGGAAGAAUUCGGCUCUGAACGAGAAGGAAUUGUGACCGAAUUGAGUGAACACGAUGCUACCUAUACAGAAUUAAAGAAACAACGCGAAGAGAAGGAGAGUAUAAUCAAAGAGGAAAUAGCUAAAUUCGACAAACUUUGUAAAGAUAAAGAAGAAAUGGAGCAGCAGUUGAAGUUCCAUCUCAACAGUUAUACCGAAGCCCAAACAACAAUGGUAGCCAUAAACAAUCGUCGCAAACAGAAUAAGAAGCAAUUGACAACGAACGAGGAUAAAUUGGUUCAACUGAAAAAGAUACCUGAAAAAAAUCUUUCGGAAAUUGAAGAAUGUGAGAAAAAAAUUACACAACUUACCAAAAAGAAAGCAGAACAAGAGGAGACACUACAGAAAAACUAUGCAACGUUAGAAAAUCAGACCCGGCCGCUUAUUGAUGAACGUGAAAAGCUUGAGGCAAAGUUGGCUGAUCUGAAGAAAAAUGCCGACGAAUCAAAAGCAGAGUUGUCGCUCGCUGAAUCUGAAUUGAAAGUGCUGAAAAGUGACGAAACCACCGAGAAGAGAAAAUACGAAAGCUUGAAAUCAUCUUAUGAAGAAUCUCGUGAAAAUUUUGAGUCUAAGCAAGCAAUUCUAAAUGAAUGCCAGCAAUCAAUACCAGAACUUAAAAGUGAAAUUGUGACGAAAACGAAAGAGCUUCAAAAUUGUCGAAACGAAGAACGGAUGUUUAGUGAGAAGUUAUUCACUCUGCGCGCAGAAAUUUCAGAAAGAAUGAACAGUAUGAAAGUCGCGAAAUCGAACAACAAAGUGCUAGACUCAUUAAUGAAACAGAAAGUGGAAGGUAAAAUUCCUGGAAUUUAUGGAAGAUUAGGCGAUUUGGGUGGGAUCGACUCGAAGUAUGAUGUAGCUAUUUCGACAGCUUGUCGUCGGCUUGACAAUAUAGUUGUUGAUACAGUAAAUACGGCACAAGCUUGUAUUGAGUUUCUUAAGCGAUACAACAUCGGUAGGGCUUCUAUAAUUGCCCUGGAAAAAGUCCAACAUUUACGACAUCAAUGUGAACAGAGGAUAAAGACGCCCGAAAACGCUCAUCGUCUCUUCGACUUGGUGCGCGUUGAAGACAAACGAGUCCUGCCAGCUUUUUAUUUCGCCCUUAGAAAUACAUUGGUUGCCAAUGACUUAGAUCAAGGAUCUCGAAUUGCUUACGGAGCUACUCGGUUUCGUGUGGUAACUUUACGUGGCGAUCUUAUAGAAAUAUCUGGUACAAUGUCGGGAGGAGGUAAAACCCAAAUCCGUGGUAAAAUGGGUACUCAGGUAGCUACAAAAAGUGCGAACACUUCGAUGACAUCACAAAGAGAUUUGGAGGAUAUGCAGGUUCAGGCACAAGAAAUGCAAUCAAAAGUCAAUUAUGCUCAACAGGAACAAGGGCGUCUUGAGCGAGAGCUGAAUAGCUUGCAAUCGACCCUUAAUAAGAAAGAAGCUGAAGUAAAGAAAAUAUCAGUUACAUUGAAAAGUCUUUCAGAACAAUUGCCUCGUAUUCAAUCACAACUUGAAAAUCAAAAGAAGCGAGCUGAUAAUACCGUCGCAGACCCGGCAAAAGUGAAACAACUAGAGAAAACUAUUGAAGAGCGACGAAAAAUCUUUGAAGAGUCUGAUAAGGCUGCUAGUAAGAUAGCUAAUAAAAUUAAGGACACCAAUAAGAAAAUUGAAGAUAUUCACGGUGAAAAAGUUAAGUCGGUGCAGCAGGUCAUCGACAAUACGACAAAGCAAAUCAAUAAGCUUUCCUCGAAUAUAUCGAAGUUAAAAGUUGAAAUUACUACGUCAGAACGGAACCUGAAGAAAGUGGAAAAGGAAAUUGAGGAGCUGAAAAGUGAAAUAUCGAAAGCUGAAGACUCCGUUAAGAAACUGGCUGAGGAGCGUGCCAAGCAUGAUGCAGAAGCUGUGGAAUGGACAAAUAAAAUAGAAGCAGCCAAGGAAGAAAUCGAGAAAGCUAACAAAGAUUCGUCGAGCAUACAAAAGGAAAUUUUGGCAAUACAAAAGAAAGAGAGCGAUGGGAAGCUGAAGAGAUUGAGUAUAGAAGAAAAACUUGAAGCGCUUGAUAAGAAAAUUUCAGACGUUAAAAGUCAAUUGCCUCAUUGGAAAAAUAAGCUAAAACCGCUGAAACUGCAAGAAAUUCCGGGGGAAACUGAAGGACAAGAACCACUGAAAACCUACACAGAGGAAGAGUUGAAUACAUAUAAGCUGCAAGACCUCCAAUAUCAAUUCUCGGUUCAAGAGGAAAAGUUGAAUGCUAAAAAACCGAACUUGUCUGUAAUUCAGGAGUACAUGAAUAAACGGGAAACAUACCUGGAACGCGUGAAGAUUCUAGAAGACAUCACAAACAUUCGAAAUGAGAUGCGUCAACUUUACGAUGAUGUUCGAAAGAAACGUUAUACUGAAUUCAUGCAAGGCUUCCAUAUUAUCACAAAAAAGUUGAAGGAAAUGUACCAAAUGAUUACUCAAGGUGGUGAUGCUGAACUAGAAUUAGUGGAUUCAAUGGAUCCAUUCACAGAGGGUGUGUCGUUCAGUGUGCGACCGCCUAAAAAAACUUGGAAGAAUAUCUCAAACUUAUCGGGUGGAGAGAAAACACUUUCUUCGUUGGCAUUAGUAUUUGCUCUGCACUACUACAAACCAUCGCCUCUGUAUUUCAUGGAUGAAAUUGAUGCAGCACUGGAUUUCAAAAACAUAUCAAUCGUAGCACAUUACAUAAAAGAACGAACGAAAAACGCCCAGUUCAUAAUUAUCUCUUUGCGGUCGAAUAUGUUCGAAUUAUCUGACUACUUGGUUGGAAUUUAUAAAGUUCAAGAUUGCACAAACACCGUUACAAUAGAAAACCAUCCGCCAAAGAGCCUGACCGCCUCAGAUGCAGUUCCAUUCGGACUUUCACAGCAAACACAACAGACACAACAGAUCAACACAUCCACACAACAAAUCAACACGACACAACAACUCAACACAACGACACAAGAGAUACAUGUAUAAUAAUAACUUACUGAAACAAACGAAAAAAUAAAAAGAUUUGAUAAUAUGUUUUAUAAA
This is a messenger RNA of Hermetia illucens (black soldier fly), 4211 nucleotides long. RefSeq names its product structural maintenance of chromosomes protein 4 (gene glu). Lineage: Eukaryota; Metazoa; Arthropoda; Insecta; Diptera; Stratiomyidae. Gene Ontology annotation, cellular component: chromosome. Gene Ontology annotation, biological process: mitotic chromosome condensation; DNA integration. The record is from RefSeq and is a predicted model, not a curated record. Gene Ontology annotation, molecular function: ATP binding; protein binding; ATP hydrolysis activity. Bases 165 to 4154 code for a protein of 1329 amino acids. The transcript is spliced from 12 exons.